Messenger RNA from Fusarium redolens, 1128 nucleotides. RefSeq lists its product as uncharacterized. The coding region runs from base 1 to 1128 and encodes 375 amino acids. NCBI's taxonomy places the organism in Eukaryota, Fungi, Ascomycota, Sordariomycetes, Hypocreales, Nectriaceae. The record is from RefSeq and is a predicted model, not a curated record. The transcript has 2 exons.
AUGGAUGCAAGAAGUGAGCCGCUUUGUUCUCUCACGGGUCGUUCUGAUGUCUAUGGAGUCGGUAUUCGAGCCGCAUUUUACGCACAAUGGCUUGGCUCUCUUCUCAUAGAAUACCUCUCUGAGGAGAACCUCGCAGAUUUACGGUUUAUCAGUAUAUUUUCUUCAGCAGCCGCGUCUAUAUCUCUCGUCAUUGGAGUCGCUUACAACUCCCUGCAGCCCCUCGACAUAUACUUCUUGCUUCUUCUAGUCAUGGGAUGCUUUCUAUUUCAGAUGCCAUUACACAUCUGGCGUAUUGUCACGAGAUGUCAAGCCCACCUUGACCCGUUCCAACUCUCAAAGGAGAGCCACGGGCAUUUCUAUCACCUCAUGACUCUUACGGUGCUCACGGCCAAUGUAUCCAUGGGAACCUGGUACUUUACGUACUUUCUACCGCACCUCGACCGUGGUUGUCGUGAUGUGAUAUUUCUGCUUGGCAAGGUGAAUCUGGAGAGUCGGGGAUACAUCAUAGCUGGCUCGAUAUUCUUCAUUGGGAUCCUUGUCAGUAUCGGUGGAUUCAUCCUCUUGAACACCUGCUGCACACCGAUAAUCAAAUCAAGCUCGCGAAAUAGGAGAACGAGGUCCAGAAAUAUUUGGCGACUCAGAAAACUCCGCGCAAUAUCCGGCUUCAUAAUCUUCACACUUUUAGUCCUAUCUAUCGAACUUCCUAACCAAUGGAACCACAUCCAAGAUGUUUACGAUUUUACUACCGUCACACAAUUACUGCCCCUUAUGCUCACCAUUGGAAUCUUCCUCCGGUCCUGGGCGAUGUAUGCUAGCGGAGCCAACGAUUCAUCGGAAGAACGAAGGCGACGCAGAACUACUUCAACUUCUUCAUCAUCGACAUCUACAUCGACAUCAACCACAUCAAGUGGGGAUUCGUCUCAGGUCGUACGCUACUAUUAUACGUACCCUUUUUCCUACUAUGAUGAGGAAGAUCCAUACUACGACUACGAUGAUUACUAUGACUACUAUAACGAUUACAAUGAUUAUUACAAUAACAAUUACAACUACUACAACUAUUCAAAUACAUCAGGGGAUGAUCAGGCCCAGAUUCAGUGGCCGCAAGGAGUUCACUUUUCACGUUGGUAG